GCAGCUGAGGGGAGAGGAGAGGGAGGCACUUGCAAGUUCAUGUGUCAGUGAAAAAGAAAGAGUAAGGAUUCAACUUUCAGAAUUGAGUUAAAGAUUUCCAAAGAGAGACAGAGAUUCUGCUACAAGACUGAUAAACAAAGACAUCAUGCAAAAAAUGCCUCUCUAGGCACCAGCCCUACUUCUUUUUUAGAGAGAUACUUUGUAUUCAGCAUUGACAACCAAACCAGGAGGCUGAAUGAGUGAGGAAGGUGCACCAUACACUCUCAGCCUCACACAUGCUGAGACCCAAACACACACGUCGACCAGCAGCGACAGCACAUACACAGGAGGACCAAUGCAGCUCCAAGCAUCUGCAGACUCAGAGGAGAGGAAGAUGGACCCGGUGCAGAAGGCCGUGAUCAACCACACCUUCGGAGUUCCAUUGGUGAAGACCAAGCGGCCUGUCAUCUCUUGUAACGUCUGCCAGAUCCGCUUCAACUCAGAGAGCCAGGCAGAAGCCCAUUAUAAAGGAAACCGCCAUGCCAGGAGAGUCAAAGGCAUCGAGACCUCAAAGAGUCGUCCUCAAGAAGGAGACAAGCCUCAAACUGUGCCCCCAACCUCCUCCCCAUCCCCGCCUGGAGCCCCUGGCACCGCCCCAGACAGCGAAGCAAGCAAAGCCGAUGAGACGCGGCCCAUAUCCCAGUUAAAUGUGCCCCUGCUGGCCCCGGGGCCCCUCCCUCCUCUCACAACCCCACCUACUCCACCCAUGGACUCCCCCGUGCCCUCAGUUUGCCCCCUCCUGCCCAACCCCACUGCCCCCUUUAUCCCCCCUACCUCCUCCUCCCCCUCCUCCUCUUCCUCUCCAGGCUGCAGCAGCGGCAGUGCCAGCACAGAGCAGCCUGGAACUGGACCCCCUGUUUCAGGACCCGCCGGCCCCCCAGCCUCCAGCAACCCAUCCAACCCAGAGACAGAGGAAGACAAAGCCAAGAAGCUGCUGUACUGCUCGCUGUGUAAAGUGGCUGUCAACUCCUUGUCACAGCUGGAGGCCCACAACAAAGGAACCAAACACAAAACUAUUCUGGAGGCACGUAGUGGGCUGGGCCCCAUCAAGGCAUAUCCUCGUCUGGGCCCCAAGCCUAGUGGAGAGCAGGGAGGGGGGCCUGUGGACCCCAAUACUCAGGAACGAACCUUCCACUGUGAGAUCUGCAAUGUGCGGGUCAACUCUGAACUUCAACUCAAACAGCACAUAUCAAGUCGAAGGCACCGGGACGGCAUGGCAGGCAAGCCUAACCCCCUCCUCAGCCGGCACAAGAAGCACAGGGGAGCUGAUCUGGCGUCUUCUUUGACCUUCUCCAAGGAUCUCACCAAAGCUCUGGGCGCGGGGCUAUUGCCCAACCCGUUGGCUGUUGCUGCAGCAAUGGCCGCCGCAGCAUCAUCCAACCCGCUGGCUCUCCGUGCGGCAGCUCCAGCGCCCCAUCCGCACCAUCACUUAUUGCAAGGCCCACCUCUCAGCCACGCCAUCUUGAGACCCGCGCCAGGACCCAUCCGCACCACCCAUGGGCCGAUCCUCUUCUCCCCUUACUGACACAUCACCAUCUGACCUCGGCCAGUCAGGAACAGCCACUCCAAAAGCACACUGUGAAGAUAAUGAACAUGAUCAACAAACAGCAAUUGACAGGGGACACUGAAAAAAAUCCAACCAUUUAGAAAUCAGAGAAAAAAAGGGAAAGGAGCAGCAGACUGGAGUAGAAAUAUGUCUCUCUUUCUUCCCUUUACCUGAAACUCUCCUUUCAUUUCAAAGACUUCUGAGUAGAUGGAAUGAGGAGAGAUUUUCAUUAUGCAUUGAACUCCCUUGUACAUCUCUCACCCUCCCUGGCCCCCCUCCCUUGCACUGUGGCCCCAUCAUGGCCACCUUGAUAGCUACAAAAGAAACAUGCAGACCUUUCUAGAAACAUUAAUCCACAUGUAGUGUUAUAGUUAUUACAAGGCCGGGUUGGGUUCCUCCUCUCAUCACAGCUCAAUGUGUUCUUCUCAUCCUAUGCACCUCAAAAACCAAGACAAUGAUGUUAUGUCAGUAGGGUAGCUGCUUCCAUCAGUCUUUUGCUGUUAGCGCCACAUGUAGCUGUGGCGGCCUCCUCGGUACUGUACAUGUUCUCCUUCUGUGCCAGAGGCCGGCAAUUCUUCAGUUUAUGACACUAGUAGCAACAUGACUUCGGCUGACAGGCAGGUGGU
This is a messenger RNA of Cheilinus undulatus (humphead wrasse), 2211 nucleotides long. It is a transcript of the gene znf385a, whose product is annotated as zinc finger protein 385A. NCBI's taxonomy places the organism in Eukaryota, Metazoa, Chordata, Actinopteri, Labriformes, Labridae. Gene Ontology annotation, molecular function: zinc ion binding; nucleic acid binding. The record is from RefSeq and is a predicted model, not a curated record. Gene Ontology annotation, cellular component: nucleus. The coding region runs from base 236 to 1564 and encodes 442 amino acids. The transcript is spliced from 7 exons.